This is a messenger RNA of Menidia menidia (Atlantic silverside), 519 nucleotides long. The record is from the annotation of a GenBank genome assembly. Lineage: Eukaryota; Metazoa; Chordata; Actinopteri; Atheriniformes; Atherinopsidae.
AUGCCUAUGAAAGGAAGGUUUCCCAUCAGGAGGACCAUUGAGUAUCUCACGAAGGGAGACAUUAUCUUCAAAAACAGAGUAAAGAUAAUGACGGUGAAUUACAACACAAGCGGAGAACUCAGCGACGGAGCAAGGAAGUUUGUGUUCUUCAAUAUUCCACAAAUUCAGUACAAAAACCCUUGGGUCCAAAUUAUGAUGUUUAAAAACAUGACACCGUCCCCGUUCUUGAAGUUCUACCUGGAUGACGGGGAGCAGGUGCUGGUGGACGUGGAGGGGAAGGACCACAAAAACAUUGCAGAACGCGUUAAGAAAAUCCUGGGCAAAUCAGAAGAAGUUUUACAAGCUGAGGCUCAGGCCAAGAUGCAGGCCUCCAACCCUGCCAACUUUGGACCGAAGAAGUACUGUCUGAGGGAGUGCAUCUGUGAGGUGGAGGGCCAGGUGCCGUGUCCCGGCACCACGCCGCUGCCUAAGGAGAUGACCGGCAAAUACCGGGCCCGCAUGGCCGAGUCACAAGACUGA